UAAUGCUGCUGCGGCCAAGGCACUGUGAACCUGUUUCCAAAGAAUGGAUCAUCUUUAGCAGACCAAGGCGCUGGCUUGAAUACUACGAAUUGACGAGCCUGAUUCCCACAGUCUCAGAGUGCCUGGUGAAGUCUAUUCCCUGGGAAAAACAAGCAUAAACAAACUGACCGAGGAAUGUCGCUCGACCUAACAUGCCUUGACAAGC
Aspergillus novofumigatus IBT 16806 is the source of this 205-nucleotide messenger RNA. RefSeq lists its product as uncharacterized. The transcript has a single exon. The record is from RefSeq and is a predicted model, not a curated record. The annotation marks the transcript as partial. Lineage: Eukaryota; Fungi; Ascomycota; Eurotiomycetes; Eurotiales; Aspergillaceae.